Messenger RNA from Hydra vulgaris (swiftwater hydra), 2067 nucleotides. RefSeq names its product eukaryotic translation initiation factor 2D. Gene Ontology annotation, molecular function: translation initiation factor activity. The record is from RefSeq and is a predicted model, not a curated record. NCBI's taxonomy places the organism in Eukaryota, Metazoa, Cnidaria, Hydrozoa, Anthoathecata, Hydridae. Gene Ontology annotation, biological process: translational initiation; formation of translation preinitiation complex.
UGUUUUAGCAACUCAGUAUAAUUUAAAAAAAAAUGUUCAAAAAGCCUUUUAGGAUUAAAUCCAAUACUAAUAUUCGUAAUUCUGAAAGGCGUAAACUUCGAGAAAAUGUGUUAAAACAAUACCCUCAUUUUAACUCGCAACAAUUAAUAAACCUAGUCCCAAACAAAGAAGAUAUGUCGGUCUCAAAGUUUGUAACAAAUUCAGAGAAGAAUGUUACCUGCUAUUUUCUAAACAAAAAUCCAAUUUUGUUUGAAGUUGAUGGUAUUUUGUUACCAACAGUUUAUGCUUUAUGGAGCACUGGUAUUACCUUGCUUAAUUUUGAAAUGCCAUCUGUUGUGUUUCCUGUUAUCUCUGGUGGGGCAGAUUUAAUGUUUGCUGGUAUUGUACAACCUCCUGAUGGAUUUCCUUCUUUUUCAACUGGUACACCAUGUUUUGUUGUUCUCACUGGAAAUGGGGCAGCAGUAGCAGUAGGAAUCACAGCUUGUUCAAAGCAAGAUAUAAUCGAUAAUGGUUUGCAAGGAAAGAGAGUAUCAAUAUAUCAUUGUUUUAAAGAUCACCUAUGGCUAAUUGGUGAUAAGUCUGAUCCACCCAUAAUAACACAAGUAUGUUCAACAAUUCAACCCACUACAAAUGAGCUGUCCAUUAACGGGCUCGAAAAUAUAACACUGGAAUCUUCAAUAAAUAAUAAUGAACAAAGUGCUAAACAAGAUUUUGAACAAGAAAAUCAUUUAAAUGAUCUACCAUGCCAAACUGAACAACAAUGUCCAUCAAAAGAUGAUCAAAAAGCAAGUUUAAUAAAUGAAGAUUGUAAUAAUGAAACCCAAAUUAUGAAUGAGAGCAAAAGUGUCAUAGACAUGGAUCAGUUGUUGUUUAAUUGUUUUUGUCAAGCACUUUUAAACGCCAAAAAAAUUGAACUACCAAUACUUGUAAGCAGUUUUUCCAGUCAAUAUUUGCAUCCUGCUUGUCCAGAAGGGCAAAGACUUGAUGUGAAAAAGUCGUCAUACAAAAAAAUGUCAAAAUUCUUAGCUGAAAUGCAGUCUAAAAACUUAGUUGAGAUUAAACAGCUUUCCAAAGGAAUUGAUUCUUUAAUAAGUAUUUCAACAGAUAAUGAUAUAAUGCGCACAUUUAAAUGCUCAGAAUUUGCUAAAGAAAUGAAGAAAAAAAAUACAUUAAAACUAGAGGAAGAAAAACUGGUUAAAAAAAAAAAUGCACAAACUGUUGAAGUUAGGGAACUAUAUGCUGUUUCAGCUAAAGUUGCACCUUUUUUCAAAAUUUUUAAUAUCAGCAAAGGAUCUGUUUUAUCGUCCUCAGAUGUUAGACAGAUUAUCACAGAGUAUGUAAAAAAGAAUGAGCUUAAUACAAGUGUAAAGAAUUCUGUCACUUUAGAUGCCAUGAUGAUUGAUAUAAUGUAUGGAAAAAAUCAACAUGAUAAUGUUUUAACUUGGGAUGUUCUAUUAAAAAGAAUGCUUGAUAAUAUGAAUCCUUGUCAUGAAGUCACCAUACCUGGUCAAAAAUCUGUCGUUCGAAAAGGAAACCUUGAAUAUGUUGAAGUAAUGGUUGAACAAAGAAUGGGUAAUAAAAAAGUUUCAAUAAUCAAGAAUUUAGAAGCAUAUGGUGUUGAUGUAAAAUCAUUUGCAGCCUCUUUGCAACAAAUGGCAGCAUCUAGUGCUCUAGUUGUUGAUGCGCCUGGAAAAUCAAGCGAUCAUCAUGUUGUUGUUCAAGGAGUACAGCAUAAACAUAUAAAAAAUUUGCUAGAUACGCACAAGAUCCCUAAAAAAUAUAUAAAAGGUCUUGAAUCAACAGAUAAAGAAAAGAAGAAGUAUUGAAGAAUUUUCGGUCAACACAUUAAAAUUGUAGUUGACAGACUGUUGAGUUGUGCUUAGCAUAUGGUUUAAAUUAAUCUAGCACCUUAAAUCGAUUCUUUAAACCUUUGUUGAUCUAACACAGGUUGCUGUAUUUUACAAAAACAGUUGUAUUUGUUUUGCACACACAAAAUAUGUGCAUUAUAUAUAUUUUUCAAUUUUAAAGAAUUGAAAAUUUCUAAACUACAAUACAAUUAAAAACAAA